AUGCUCAACCGCGAGGCCUUGAUCGCGUCGCUGGUGAACAGUGAUGAUGAUGAUGAUGACGAGGAUUAUUUAAAUGUGGACCGGAGUCUGAAAGAUGCUCCCCACAAACCACAUAAUCGUCCGACCGGAUCGUCGACCGAUCAACUCAAGUUCUCCACCUCGGAUCACGUUCGAAAUGCGUGGAAUCAGCUGAAAUUCGGUUGGUCUCUACGCUAUUGGCCACAGUUUUCCAAAGACACUCCUGUUGUGUUUCUUGGUAGCUGGUAUUCUCCCGUAGACGGCAUCUUCAAUCAAUUCCCGAAAUACGUCAGUCCAACGGGAACUUUUUCAGAUUUCGCGGACGAUUUUUCCAGCCGUUUGUGGUUUAGCUAUCGGUGCAGUUUUGUCCCGUUGUGUACUGAUCCAUCGUCAUCUAUACUGCCAUCUUGUCCGAACAACGGCACCAGUAACAGCUGUAGCAACGGGAACACUCACGGGUCCGAUGCGAGUGUUAAACCUAUCCCCGCCACUCCUCCCAUUGCAUCCUGGGUCCAAUCUGAAAGGAGUUUGUCGGUUGACAAAGCAUCUAUGGUUCCCGCGAACUCGUCGACCGGAUGGUCUGAUUCGACCGAAAGUGAUACAGACUCUUCGCCCACACAAGACUGUCCACAUCCGGACCGGACUCCCGGCGGCUCCACCAGUCAGUCGCACACGGUAGGCUCUUCGUGGCAGGCACGAUUGAGAGCGCUGAAGCGAGUUGUCGCCUACGAACCUGUUGAUCGUGGCAUUCCAUUGUCCGUACAGACAUCCGACAGUGGUUGGGGCUGCAUGAUCCGCUCUGGUCAAAUGCUAUUAGCACAGGCUUUGAGUGUUCAUCUUCUCGGACGACACUGGCGAUUAUUCCAUCGGGGAAGCGUGCUUCUUUGCGUUUUCACGGCAACAUUCACUCCAACCAGUUUGUUCGAGGUCAUGACACAGAAGUUUCCUCAACAACGAAAUGCCCAUGGGGCCAACUUGCCCGGCCACAAAAUAAGGCAAAAGUAA
Echinostoma caproni is the source of this 1023-nucleotide messenger RNA. The record is from the annotation of a GenBank genome assembly. Lineage: Eukaryota; Metazoa; Platyhelminthes; Trematoda; Plagiorchiida; Echinostomatidae.